GGAUGAUAUUGAGAAUGACAGUGGAGGAGAGGAUUUGUCUGAAAAAAAUGAUGAAUUCAAUUCAGAAGCAGAUGAAGAUGAGGUGGUAGAUGUAGAAACAGGAAAACAGCCAGAUCAUUUCUUCAAUACUGGUAUUUACAAUCAGCGGAACAACAAGGGGAAACAGGAGAAAUCAAAUGAAGAGGUUAGAUCCUCGGAUAGUAGUAGUGAGGAGGCUCUGAGAAACUGUCAUGGGGUCAUUACGGUUCAUGAGUUUUUACCCCAUAAACAGUGUGAAUCCACAGAAGAUGAUUUAUCUAAUAUAAUGGAAUGGUAUCCCUUCAAUAUUAAUACAUCUGCCCAAGACAUUCAAAUAAAUGCUACAGGAUUCUACUACUUUAUCUUUAGCAAUGAAAAUGAGAUGACUGAUAACAUAGUUGUAGCAGACAUUGAGCUACAUAAAACAAGAUUUAAUACCUCUAGAAGCAUUGAUCGGUGUGAGGAUUCAACACAUUGUGAACUUCAUCUAGAGUUUUACAGUAAUCAACAUGUGCUUAUAGAGGUCCCUGAUAUAGUAGAGGGAGGAGCUGAAUGUGAAUCUCUAGGAUAUAAUAACUUCGCUCAAUGCAAUUAUGUUGUAAGGGCUGAAAGUAUUUGUCAUCCCAGAGGAACAGUUUAUAUGGUGUUUCUUCUACUUGUUCCAGUAAUAAUUCUUUUAUUUGCUUAUAUUUAAAUAUUAAAAUAUUUUUAACAUUU
Eurytemora carolleeae is the source of this 735-nucleotide messenger RNA. RefSeq lists its product as uncharacterized. The record is from RefSeq and is a predicted model, not a curated record. NCBI's taxonomy places the organism in Eukaryota, Metazoa, Arthropoda, Copepoda, Calanoida, Temoridae.